Messenger RNA from Sinocyclocheilus anshuiensis, 1635 nucleotides. RefSeq names its product low density lipoprotein receptor class A domain containing 2 (gene ldlrad2). The coding region runs from base 222 to 1364 and encodes 380 amino acids. The record is from RefSeq and is a predicted model, not a curated record. NCBI's taxonomy places the organism in Eukaryota, Metazoa, Chordata, Actinopteri, Cypriniformes, Cyprinidae. Gene Ontology annotation, molecular function: protein binding. The transcript is spliced from 5 exons.
CAAGGAUUAAGCUCGACGCAUCUGAGACGCCAUAGACAAAUAUUCCUGCUUCAAAAGCAUUAAAAAGCACUUCUUUAGGGGCGUUUCACGGGCUAUAUGUCGUCUUUAUAAAUUAAGGGAAUGUUUGGUUUUCGCAAGAGUAGACUUUGCACGGUACAAAUGCGACAGAACAAUUGCAUUUAACAUCGGAGCUGCAAAGUGCUUUUGCUUGGACACGCGAGAUGGCCAGAGUACGAUGCAUUCAGCACCUGUCAGGAUGGUUUGUUCUCUUCAGCUUAAUGACACGCCAGAGUCACUCCAUUGAGACAGUGAAUGUUGUGGACUUCUGUGGACAGACAAUACAGGGGGACGGCAUGAUCGUUAAGUCCCACCAGGAGUCCCGGAAGUACUACUUUGUCUCCAUGGGAACGGAUUGCCACCUCACCAUGCAGUCCGCCACCCCCCGGGACAAGGUGCAGUUCUACUUCCGCUUCUUUCUGGUCUACAGCCUGCUAAGAGUGUCCCCGCACAGCCCCGCACCCCUCUUCCAAGAAUCACCCAGAGGGUCCUCAUCAUCCGGCCCAACGCGUCCUAACCUGAGCUUGGAGCCAACCACUGAGGAGGGGCCUGGAGACCCCUGCCACGCUGGCUCGUACGUCCAGUUCUAUGAUGGGAGGGAUAAGUCCGCACCCCCUAUUGGCCAGCCACUCUGUGGGAAGAGUCCUCCUCGACCAGUGUUGUCAACGGGCAACUUUCUAACUCUGCGUCUUGUGACACGAGGAACUCAGCCAAGGGUGGACUUUGUUGGAGACUUCACUUCAUUUAGGCUAGGUUUUAACCAAUCAGAGUGCCAAGGAGAGCCUUACUUCAACUGUCGCAAUGGGAAGUGUAUUCCCAUGAGUCUGGUUUGUGCGGAUGAUAAAGGCAUCGACAACUGUGGCGAUGGCAGUGACUUAAUCGAUUACCCUGGUUGCAAUGGUCCUCUAUCUACCCCCAAGCCCCCACAGCAUCAUGUUACCCAACCAGCACAGAUGCUGAACGUUCCCACUCGGACAGUGUCCACUUUAAAGAACUGCGCCACUUCAAAUGCCAUUCCUGAUCCAAAUUCUGUGACCGAUUCCCAGUCUUCCAUUUCUCUGCUGGCGCUGUAUGUGGUUCUGGGUGUGACUGUAGUAGGGGUUCUCAUGUGCUGGUGCUGUUGGGCCCCUGGCUGGUUCCUGUGGCGCGUGAGUGUGUUUCGCUUCUUGCCCUGCUGCAACUCCUGCUGCGCGUCCUGCCAGCUGUGCGGACGGAGCUGCUCGCAAAACAAGGAGCACCGACUGGCAAAGGUUACACCGGAAGGAGCCGCAACACCUGUGUCGUCUAUCACCACGGUGGCUGUGUAAAUACCCUCCUCUGAUCUCUCCCAGAUCCUUAAAAGACUCAGAAUGCAGAUGCUGAGGACAGUAUGCUAGGAAGUGGUAUAGUAGCUGAAGUGUUCCUUUUUCAUUUUUUACAAUGAAAAAGGAGCAAGAAUUGCUGGGCAGUGGAGUGUUUUUCACUGAUAUUUUUUUGUUUUCAAAAAUUAUAGAAUAUAAUUCAACAAAAUCUGCUAUUUUUAUUUUUUAAACUGAAUUUGUUAUAUGCAUUUCAUAGAUACUGGAUCUGGGGAAACAA